Molecule: messenger RNA, 243 nt
Organism: Clunio marinus
Lineage: Eukaryota; Metazoa; Arthropoda; Insecta; Diptera; Chironomidae
Source: the annotation of a GenBank genome assembly
AUGGAAUGGAAAAUUUCUUCUGAACACGUAGAACAAAUUGAAAGAGAAACGGAAGCAAGAAGACGUAAAACCAUCAUUAAUUCCACACAAUGUUUCACAUUAAGCAUAUUCACAGUAAUAAACGUCGUUGCGAAGCCUUCCACCAUUCAUUGCAGUUUUAAAGACUCUUUAAAAAGAACUUUACACAACAAUGACUUUAAUUUUCACUCUUCCACUUUUCCUGACUACGAACGUUUAGCAUAG